Messenger RNA from Sparassis crispa, 7704 nucleotides. RefSeq names its product U3 small nucleolar RNA-associated protein. NCBI's taxonomy places the organism in Eukaryota, Fungi, Basidiomycota, Agaricomycetes, Polyporales, Sparassidaceae. Gene Ontology annotation, cellular component: small-subunit processome; nucleolus; 90S preribosome. The transcript is spliced from 15 exons. The coding region runs from base 1 to 7704 and encodes 2567 amino acids. The record is from RefSeq and is a predicted model, not a curated record.
AUGGAGUCGCAUGAAGACUCCAGACCUGCAAAACGGUUCAAGCACCAGUCCUACAAGGAGACACUAAAAGAAGUCCACUUGCCUUCGGCUUUGAAACAAUCAUAUCUUGAUCAUGAGAUUGAUGAAAAUGAUACACAUUUUCGCGAAUCUCUCCGUCACUGGAGGGAGCUCAACCUGUCGCCCGCCUUCAUUAGCUUCGCAAAUGCGGCAGAAAAGCUCUCUGCAUCUAUGCCGUUGCUGCUGCAUAACUGGCAGGACAUUGUGGAGCUUUGGCUGAAGGCAGUGGAUGCAGCAGAUGAUGAGGCUUUGAAGGCUCUGUUGGACGUCUUUCAAAGGCUGGCACACGACCUUCGGACUACUCUGUCUCCCAAGUAUCCCGCUAUUCUGAGAUGUUUGCUGCAGCUACUUCCCCACUCGCUGUCCGCACCUGCCCUCACGGCUCUGUUGGCAACAUAUUCGGCGGUAUUCAAAUAUGUUCUCAUUCCGUCUGUUCAACCCUUGUUGCUGGAGCAGGCGUGGGAGAUGUUCAGCAAUACACUACCACGAUGCAGCCCGGAGGUGCAACGGGCAACGGCGGAGGUUUGGGGAGCGACGCUUCGGAGACUGAAGACAACAUCUCGGGAUCAAUGUGUUGGCCUGAUUGCAGCCAGCUCUGAGGGUGAUAUUGCAGACGCAUAUGCUUGGAUUCUAGUUUAUGCAUGCAAGUCUGUCUCGCAAACACUACAUACAGCUACUUCGACUCUGUUUUCACCUCUGCUACAGUAUCACAUCGCUGUCGAGGCCCCCAAGAGAUCAUUCACUCUGAUACGGCGUGUCAUGACUGCCCUGAUCCACCACUGUAAGAGUGCAGAACAAUUCGCUCCAGUCGCGGAUCUUCUUGUGGAUCAAUUCCUUCAAGCUGUCAAGUCAGAUGACCAAGAAAGCAUUCGUCGUAUGCUUGAGCUCGUGACAGUAGCUUGCUCAGUCCGCCAAGGAUCGAGGAUGAUGUCUGAACACUUGUCUAUUCUCCUUAGGCAAUUCGAGUCCUUACCGCUAUCCGAUCUCCUCCACAGCGCACUUCUGAAGUUUGCUGCCACGUCUCUGACUGCAGGGGACAUGUCACUCUGGAUGAGACAUGGCCGCAAAGUAGUGGAACGUUCAUGGGAACGACCAGCGCUCGGGAUCGAGCUUUGCGGAGCCUUGUCAGACUUAGCCUGGGGAGGUUGGAAGUUCAUCGCUCUGCAGCACGUCCCAAGAUUGACCCCUCAGCUGCUGAAAAGUCAUCCCAAACAAACCCUGGAACUACUUGUCGCAUUGCAUCAUGAGAAGAGGCUGGAUGACGUUGAUAUUGUCUGGAAACGACGGUUUCAGACAUGGGUGACAGAUACGUUGCAAGGAUGGGAGCAGAAUGAAGAGAAUAUUUUGACCCUCAACGAUGUCCUGGCAUUAUCCAGUCUGCUCCCAUCAAUCGCUCCAUUUCUUGUAGGAGUCAUCGAUACGACGAUCUGCGCCACCGAUCCGCGGAGUGAGUACGAUAGGUCCUACGCAAAUUCUGCCUGGGUUAUGGGAGCAUGUCUUCAGUGCUUAUCUUCGCGGGAGCCUUCAGAAUGGGUUGCCCAAGUUGAUGUCGCGGCCUGGACUGUCAAGCUCGUCAAAAAAUGGUAUUGGUCAAGUUUUGCACUGAGCGGCCUAGUUUCUCUGCUGCGUGCCAGUGGAUCGAAAAGUCAGCUUGUCCCGUUAGAGACGCUUUAUGCAUACCUUCAGGCGUCCCUCCUAUCGCAUUCACAUUCGUUGCGCUUGGGCGCCUUGCGCUUGCUCACGUCACCGCUCGUCAAGUCACCCUCUGGACUUGCUGAGACUCUCAAGAAGUGUCUUCAGGCCGAGGAAGUGUCUAUUGAUCUACAGGGUGUCCGAGAGCGUGUUCUCAGACUAGGAAAGCUACCAUUGGUCGUCAACGAUGGAGACGAUGCUGCUGCGGGCAUCUGUACUCGAUGGCUCAUAGCUCAGUUCAAAGUCAACUUGCGACCACUCUGGUCUCCUGCUGCUGUGGCUAUGUCUACACUGUCUCGCCGGUUUGAUGACGUCGUGUGGCGGCUGGUAUUCCAGGAGUUACAGGCGGCGUCAAGCAGUUCCGACAGUAGUACUGGUCCGACAUGGCUCAAGGAGGAUAUACAGAGUGACGAGGACGAUAUAUGGGAAGAAGAGCGGUCGUGGCGGGAUCCAAGCGCUCACAGAGCACGCCUUGUGCUAAAUAAAUGGGGUCGCAAUGAUGGUGCGAAUCGGACAAUCGUCAAAGCUCAGCUUGUAGAUGAUCGAUUCGAUCCCGCCUCCUACGAAAGUCAACUUGUUUUGGCAUUGGGAGAGUGCGCGGCGCUGGCCGAGAAGCACAAUCGUGAUCUGGUACCCUUUUUCCUGUCAAUCGCUGGACCCGAGGCAUUGUCGAAAAUGCCACGAUACAAACUCACUGCUUGGCUUUCACUUUUGUCCAAAUUCGUCAAUCCAAAGGCAUUACAAUCGACAGAGCGUCUACGUUUCUUAUACACCGCUACCCUGUCACAUCCCGAUCGGUCUCUGCAACGUUUGUCGCUUUCUUGCAUGCUGACAUACAAAUCUCCACAUUUGCUGCCUCAUGAGGACAUGCUCCGUAUGUUAUUGGAUGACACUAGAUGGCGAGAUGACCUUGCCCAGCUGGACAUCAGUGGGAUCGAAUUGGGCGAGCGCCACGAGCUGGUGGAUGUCCUUAUCAGACUGUUGUUCGGCCUAAUGUUGGAGAAGCGCGGGCGAGGGCGCGGCGCACACCGCCGUGCUGCCAUUUUAUCUGCUCUAGCUGGGUGCACGGACCAAGAACUCUACUUGUUGGUGGAUCUCAUGCUGCAGCCUAUCAAGAAGAAUGCGGUCACACUUCAAGCUAAACAGUACAUAAUUCAACCAGUCUCAGAAGAGGUCUCGGAGAAGCAACAGAUCGGUUUUCUGACUCUUCUAGGUGACGUUCUGAGAUACCUGGGAUCGCGACUCGAAUCGCGUUGGCCUGUCCUACUGGAGACCGUUCUGGAGCUACUGUCUCACGCUCAAGCUCGGUUGAGUGCACAGAAGGCGGAUGACGCCGAUGGAGAGGAAAGCGCAGACGCCGAAGAGGAGCCCGAAGGCGAAGAUGGCGGUGAACCCACGAACAGGAGUACUCGCAUCAUCAGGCAGCUGGGGCUGAAGCGGCUCAUGGACUUCUUCCACUGUCCUGUCUCAUUCGAUUUCACACCUUACAUGAAGGAGUCAUUCCGUGCUUUCAUCUCACCACGCCUGCCACUGCUUGAUUCCGAGAAUACCCAAGCACCAUCCGCCCUUCUCGAGCUCCUCUUCACUUGGACCCUCCGGAAGGAGCAUGCGAGAUACCUCGUGGAUUAUGAUAAUCUCACACUUCCCAAGAUCUACGCAUGUCUCGUUGCAAAGAACGUUAAGCCUCCUGUAGUCUCCAAGAUCUUCGACAUCGUCGACCACCUCUUAGCUCUCUCGGCCGAAGAUGCACUGAUAUCAGCGACCGUACUGCGCCCUCACGUCUCUCUGCUACUGACCAACAUGUCUCGUUUGAUAGAGUGCAACAAAGAUGUUGGUACAGUUGCUGAUAUCCUUGGACGGCGACAGAUCACUGUCUUGUCGGAGAUUGCCCCGUACCUGACCAAUGGCGAGCAAGCAAACACAUUGUUAGGAUUAUUUUCCCCACUUCUUCGCAAGACUGCCAAAGUCGUUCCGGAGAAGGUGAAGGUUGACCUGGCGAACAUCUUGUGCAGCCUCUUUCCACUUAUCCCGGAACUGUCGGACUCUAAUUCCGUGCCGUAUACCAAGACUUACACUCUUCUUUCGCGUUUAUUCCAGAGCUUGCGUUCAAGACAAGCUCGUUUGGCCCUUGUCGCGGCCUUUGACUGCCUUGCGCAGGCAAAUCCCUCCAUUCAAUCGCUUGCAGACCUUAUGGCCUCACUGAAUUCAUAUUCCUCGAAACGGAUUGACGAGCCGGACUUCAAUCGCCGGAUGGAGGCCUUCACCCAGCUAAACGAGUCGCUGUAUGCUUCAUUGUCCUCCAAGGACUGGUUGCCUAUCCUGUACAACAUGCUCAAUUUCAUGCAGGAUCCAAUGGAGCUGGCUGUUCGAACCAAUGCCGGGUACAGUCUGAAGCGUUUCAUCGAUAUCGUUGAGCACACGUCGGACCCGGAAUACAAGGCGACUUUUGUAAAGGUUCUUUAUCCUGGCAUAAAGAAUGGCCUGCGUUCCAAGAACGAGAUGGUUCGGGCAGAACUACUUGGCGUUCUCUCUUAUGCUGUAUCAAAUUGUGAUUGCAUCGAAUCUUUCCGAGACAUGCGGGUGUUACUUGCUGGUGGUGACGAGGAGGCUAACUUCUUCAAUAAUAUCCAUCAUGUCCAAGUACAUCGGCGCACGAGGGCGAUCCACCGAUUAGCUGACCACAGCGAUGAAGGACAUCUUCGUAGCAGUACUUUGGCGGAGGUGUUGAUUCCACUUGUGGGGAACUACGUAGUCGUGACCGACACUGUGGACCAUCAUUUGGUCAAUGAAGCAAUCACUGCAACUGGACGAAUGGCGCGGCACCUGAGCUGGGGUGCAUACUUCAGGCUCACGCAGCAAUACUUGAAGUUGGCACGGCAGAAGGAUUCAUCCGAACGAGUGUACGUUCGUGCCCUCGUAGCGAUCCUGGAUAAUUUCCACUUCCCAAUGGACAACAUCGUCGAUGACCUAGAGCGAAUGGGUGCUUUGAAUGGUGAUGACGCUGAAGGUGCCGACGAGGAACUGGCUGGUGAAGGACCUGCAGACUUACCGAAAGUCGCAGACAUCUCACGAAUUGAGGAUGCAGUUAAUAACCGCCUCCUUCCCAGUCUCUUGAACUACCUGGAGAAACGCGAUGAAACUGAGGACAGUCUCAGAAUUCCGAUAUCCAUCGGUAUUGUUCAGGUGGCACGACAUCUCCCUGAAAGCACGCGUGAACCGCAAAUCUCCAAGCUGCUGACAGUCCUUAGCCAAAUCUUCCGCAGCAAAUCUCAGGAGACGCGAGAUCUCUCUCGGGACGCACUUUGUCGCAUCGCUGUCAUCUUGGGACCAUCGUAUCUUCCUAUUAUGUUACGGGAGCUACGGGCUGCGUUACUUCGAGGACCACAUCUUCAUGUACUGGCCUAUGUGGUGCACUCGUUGCUGGUGCAUGUUACUACUGGGGAUCAUGCAACGUUAUUCAACAAGCUCGAUGAUUGUGUCAACGAUGUGGCCCAUGUCUCUGCGGAGGUUGUUUUCGGCGAAUCCGGGAAAGAUCUUCAAUCAGAGGAGUUCAAAACGAAGAUGCGAGAAGUGCGCUCUUCCACCGCCAAAGGCCUGGAUUCCUUUUCUAUCAUGGCCAAAUAUAUCACUCCCUCCAAGAUUAGCAACCUCCUCCUUCCAAUCCGGAAUAUCAUGAAGGAGACGGAGACCCUGAAAGUGAUGCAGCAGGUGGAUGAUCUGCUAAGGCGGAUUACAGGUGGCUUAAACGCUAAUCAACACUUGGUGCCAGUUGAGCUGUUAGUACUUUGUCAUACGUUGAUAAGUCAGAGCUCUCGCUUCCUCAAAGACGCACCUGUCUCCCGGAACUUCCAAGGAAAGAAGCAAAGCGACGCCAUAGUGCAGACGAAGCGACAUCUUGACGUGGAGUCCAACCAUUACGCUAACAACUCGUUCAGGUUCGUCAAUUUUGGGCUGGAGCUUUUCAUUACCGCGCAUCGACGCAGUCGUUUCGACUUCCAAGAUGCCAGCGUCAUUGCUCGCCUAGAACCGAUGGUGGCAACGAUUGGGAACACUCUGUACACCAACCACAUGCAGAUUGUCAUCUCAGGGAUGAGAGCUGCUGCCGCUAUUGCGAAGUGCCCUCUGAAGUCCAUCCAGAAGUCGUUGCCCGUCUUCAUUCACCAGAUGAUUGACAUCAUCAAACAAGCCGGAUCGACUGAAUCAGAGGCAGUUCAGACCGCUUUCAAAUCUCUGGCGACCGUUCUUCGCGAUCAGCCUACGGCUCAAGUGAAGGAGAAGGAUCUGGUCUACCUCUUGGAAUUGCUAUCGCCAGACUUGGAGGAACCCUCGCGGCAGGCGUCGGUCUUCACUAUGUUGCGUGCCAUCGUGUCGCGGAAAUUCAUCGUCCCAGAAAUCUAUGACUUAAUGGACAAAGUGGUAGAAGUGAUGGUGACAAGUCAGUCUCCCCAGGUGCAAGAACUAUGUCGUGGAGUGUUGCUUCAAUUCCUGCUGGAUUAUCCGCAAGGGAAGGGCCGGUUGCGUAACCAAAUGACCCUUCUGGCGAAGAAUUUGACCUACGUAUAUGAAAGUGGCAGGAAAUCGGUCAUGGAGCUCCUCAGCGCCAUGAUAUCCAAGUUCGAGGUUAACCUAGUCCGGGAAUAUUCGGAUCUUCUGUUCGUUUCGUUGGUCAUGGUCAUCGCUAAUGACGACUCUGCUAAAUGCCGAGAAAUGGCAGCUGAACUUAUCAAGAGCCUGUUUUCACGUCUAGCAGAUCGUCAACGCAAUGUGAUCAUGUCUCAUCUCCACUCUUGGGCUGCACAGCACGCUCAACCCCAGCUGGCUCGAGUGUCAUUGCAAAUUUGCGGCAUCCUCAUCGAUCUUGUACAGAAGGAUAUUGUACCCUACGUUCCAACCAUGAUCGAGGAUCUGAAUUGUUCUCUCAGGUACAGCGCCGAGAUGCUGGAGUCUGUGAUGAUGAACUCCGAGGAUGCAGAUAUUGUGGACCAAGACGUUGACUGGCAGACUUCAUACCAUGCCCUACUCGUCUACUCCAAAGUCUUGCGCGUCAGUCCAGAUUUAGUUCCCCAAGCGGACGCAGUGGACUGGCCAGUCGUAGUCACGCAUCUGAUUUUUCCACAUGCAUGGACUCGAACAGUCGCGUGCCGAUUGCUUGGAUCUCUGUUCGCCGCAAAACCAGUAGCAGCGCCGCGCUCAGACUUGCCUGAUGAUUCUCCCUUAUCUGUGACUGGGAUGGAGGAUGUAGCGAAGAAGCUGUGUUUGCAGCUUCGAAGCUCCAACCUUGAUGCCCCUCUUAGUCUGCAGAUAGUCAAGAAUCUGUUCUACAUCGGCAAGUGUUUCUGCGCCAUUGAGUUACCAUCCCGCGCUUCGGAGACGGUAGAAGAGCCCUUGGACCAAGAUGACGACGAGGACGACGGUGGUCAAAUUGAUGAACAUGAGAAGAGACACCCACUUCCUUGGUUAUUCUCGAGACUUUCCUUCCAGGCGAGGCACGCAUAUACGGCGCGCACAAAUAAGGCGUCUAGCUCCGACAACUGGUCACAUCAACCUGCAUCAGUCCUCAAGUGGUUCGCUGCUAUGGUUUCAUUCAUGGAUGCAAGCAAGACAGAGCUCUUCCUCAUGCAUAUUCUCUCCCCCGUGUAUCGUAUCACGGAAGAUGAUACCAUUCGCGACUCGCAGAUGGACGAGCUCAAGGCACUGGCAGUGGAACUUCAGGAACUUGUGCAAAGCAAAGUUGGCACCACCAACUUCUCCAAUAUGUACAACCGCAUCCGACAAGGUGUGCUGAAUGUUCGAAGAGAACGUAGAACCGCGCGGGUGUUGCAGGCAACGACUAACCCUGAAGCUGCUGCGAAGAGAAAAUUCCAGCGGAAUACUAUGAAGAAGGAAAGUCGUAAGCGAAAAAACCAAAUAUUUGCCGAAGGAAAGGGACGAAUCAAGAAGAGGAGAGAGGAGUAA